Molecule: messenger RNA, 1898 nt
Organism: Cucurbitaria berberidis CBS 394.84
Lineage: Eukaryota; Fungi; Ascomycota; Dothideomycetes; Pleosporales; Cucurbitariaceae
Exons: 1
Coding region: 491-1747 (418 amino acids)
Source: RefSeq, a predicted model, not a curated record
CCUCAACCUAACUUGGCCUCAUAAUUUGCACCUUCGUUGGGGCUCAUGCAACAGAUUCUAUUUUAUUUCCUGCACCGAUAAGACACUGCAAUCGCUCCUGCGCAUCUGCACUCGCUAGAUGGGGAGCCGGCCCGAUACCUACUUAUUAUCGUGUCGAAGAGAUCUAGGCUGCGGCUGAAAUGUCGCAAACGAUAACGACCCCUCAUUCUUCAAUACGCCUCAGAUGAGAGGCUUGGAAAUGGAGCGCAUCCACGACCGUUCGGAACUAAAACCUUGUGGGCUUGCAGGUUAGGUUUAUUGUCUCGACGCCACGCUUUCAGACAGCGAUGCAAGUUGUGAAAAGAUUGACCUGUCCUGCAAGCCUCGUAGAGCUGAAACGCAGCAUAGCCUUUGUAGCUGAAGUAUAUAGGUAGGAUGGUGAUAUUGUCGAUGCACUAGCAUUGCAAUCAACUCAGACCUCCAUGGUCAAUCCUGCCGAGAAAGAGCAACUAUGACUACCAUCACAAACUCCUCUUUGGUUCUCAUCUCUUGCAAGUCAGUCGUUCCCUCCAAUACUACCAUUGGAUUUCACGCUGAAUCAACUUGCGGCCGCGGUACCGCCUCCAUAAUCUGGAACUGCCUCACUGUCAUGAUCUUCGCCGUCUGGUCCACCAUCCACCUCAGUACACGCACCCUGCACUCGCCUCUCUGGUAUAAAUCCUUGCUCCAGACCGGGACCUACUACUUCUGGUCCCCAUGGCGGAGACUUCUACGCAAGGAGGCAGAUGACUACAUGAGUGAUGUCGAGUUUCCGAACUUCACUUCGAGGAAGAUUCUCGAGGCUGUCAUCACGGUCCUGUUCCCAGAGACGGGUGUAGUCGUGGCAGUUGAAGAGGUCAUUGUAGCAUGGUAUAUACGGCGCGCUACAAGCAAAGUAGAGGGCUGGGAAAGCUUCUCACUCAAGCAAGCACAUCUUAUCGCCAUGGGCGGCAUCCUAGUCCCUGGUCUCGAAGCAACACAGGAUUUCGACCAGCUAGUCCUGCGCCGCAAAAUGAGCUUUGCCAUUUUCCCUACCCACGCACAGAUUUCGCGUCGCGCCAAAAAGGACUACACCGACAAGGCGAUUGCCCUGUUCCAAGGGGUCUACUUUAUAGGGAACUGUUGGAUGCGAUACCGCCACAAGUACAGACUCGCACGCCUGGAGUUCAUCGCGCUAAACUACCUCAUCUACGCAGUCCUCGUAUCCGCACUACGAUAUUCGAAACCGCAGGAACUACAGGACCCGUUCCAGUCGAAAUGGUCACAUGAAGGAACGGACAUUGACUAUUUAGGCGGCAGCGGAGAAGGACGUGGGGGCGUAGCUGACCUUAAUUCUCCUUUCUACAUUUGGUACACGCGCAAAAGAUGGCACAUCUUCGCUCUUAUUCUCCUUGCUCUCGGCACGGCUGGCGUCUUGAACUUCUGCUACCGCAUAGGCCCUACGCACGAGACACAAUCUCUACUCUGGCGCAUCACUUUCCUGGGCAUUGUUUGCAUCUCCUGCCUCCCCCUUCGGCAGAUUGCACAUGAGCGAAAUGCACUUAGGGCUGAGAAACCGGGGCUGCUGGAUAGAGUCGCAGACGUGUAUGUUGGGAUGUGUUGCCUCGGAUAUGUGGCAUUACGGUUGUACUUGUUGGUUGGCGCGUUUUUAAGGUUUAGAGUGGCGACAGCAGAUGUGUACGUGACGGCGCCAUCGUGGACGCAGUAUCUAGGCCAUGUUGGAGGCUGAAAGUAGGAUGCAAGAAUGGUGCUUUUGUCUCUUUCUUUGAUAUCGCAAGUGUGUGUCUCUUGCGAGUGAUCUUGUUGAUGUCUACGUCUGGUGUUCAAGGUGCGGCUAGCAUCAAUAGGCCAAGUGUGCUCGUUCGGAGAAUCUAUGACCA